GCCACUGCCUUCACACGUGAAGCCUUCGGCGUCUCAGUUCGUUUGGUCAAUUGUAUAAAACCCUGAAGUCAAUUCUCGCCUUCCAUUUACAAAUAAUUAGUAAAUUAAAAUAGCUUUUGUUCAUUUAAAAUGUUCAGAUGAAUGCCGAUAGCGUCAGGGGUAGUCAACUUUGGUGUGUGUUAGUUACGUAACUGUUCCGGGGAAAAUCAAUAUCCGAGUGGUAUUAAUAGCAGGGUUGAGAACAGCUGGCCGGUAGCCAGCCAUGCAGCCUUCGAGGAUGCGCCGGCCUCGUCGCCACCGAUGGCUGGUGGUGUCAGUGUUCUUCAUUGCAUAUUCCGUCUUCCAAGCCGUAUUGGGUAAACCCUCCGAGCCUGGACCUUCUCCAGCUAGUGAUAUAGUUUCGCCACCUGUUACACGCCUGGCUACAGAACAGAAAGAAGUGGAACAGAGAGUAACACCAGAAAUUACAAAAAAAGAAGAGGAAAUAAAAGCUACAGAGGGAGGGAAGAAGGCAAUGAAGGGCCUUCACGAAGAAGAAGAUGACGAAGGUGAAAAGAAGAAACAAAAAGAUGCGGGCUAUGUUGACGACAAAGAGACGGAAGAGAUCCGGAAAGAGGAGAUAUUGGAAGAAAUGGAAGAAGCAAUAGCUACUGUACAUCCACUUAGGAAUUGCACUCCUCCCGCAAUUGAGCAGUUCCCGCAUCCGCUCAUGGGUCAGAACGCUCGAAAGCAUGGUGGUCUGAUCCUCCACGUCAUCGUGGCUGUUUUCACCUUCAUCGGUUUAGCCAUUGUAUGUGACGAGUAUUUUGUGAGCAGUCUUGACAGAAUUUGCGAAGAGCUGCAGCUGACUCCAGACGUAGCGGGUGCAACCUUUAUGGCUGCGGGUAGUUCCGCACCAGAACUUGCUACCGUCGUCAUAGGAGUAUUUUGCGCGCAAGAUGAUAUUGGUGUGUCGGGUGUCAUUGGCUCAGCGGUAUUUAACAUAAUGUUCGUGAUCUCUGUAUGUGCUUUAUGCGCUGGUACAGUUUCUCAUCUUAACUGGUGGCCACUAUGCCGCGACUGCUUCUUCUACGCUAUCUCAAUUUUGGUGAUGCUGUGCACCAUCGCAAACAAUUAUGUGUCCUGGCCGGAAGCUUUAUUCAUGUUGAUAAUGUAUGCCGUGUACUGCGUGGCUUUGCGGUUCAACACGGCAUUAGAGGCGUGGGUGUUGACUUGGCCAUUGCCUUUCAAACUACCAACGCGGGAAGAACAGGCAGCACUCGUCACAUACAAGAGCGGAGUACCAGCUCCGGUGCCUGGUGGCACUUCACCCUACACCAACGUGGAAGGAGAACAAAAGGAAUCAUCAUCCGAACCAGCCCCGUAUAACCCUAGCGGUGCAUAUGAGAACGCAGCGUAUCACGCUGAGCAGGCCCCCGUUUGGGACCCCAACUCCACUUGGGACCCUAACAAUGCCUGGGACCAGGAGACAUCAAUGCAACAAAAUCCAUCAAACCAAGGCUGGGGUGCGAUGAACCAACAACAACAGCAGCAGCAACAACAGUCUGCACAGACCCCAUCAACACCCGGACAGGAACAACAGCCACAACAAACACAGCAGCCCGCAGUUCCUGCUUACUAUAAAGCAAAGGAUUACAACCCUGAUACAGCCGUCAACCCACUUAUAAAGCCUGAAGGAGCAAAUCCGGUACAACUAGUCUGCUGGUAUGUGGCCUUCCCCGUCCACUGGACAUGCCGACACACGAUGCCCGAUCACCGUGGGCCCUGGUACCCAGUUACCUUUAUCAUCUCCAUGCUGUGGAUCUCUUUCUACUCCUACUUUAUGGUCUGGAUGAUUACUGUUAUUGGGUACACUCUUGGCAUCCCAGACACAGUAAUGGGACUGACAUUUGUAGCAGCUGGUGUUUCGGUGCCUGACGCAUUAUCCUCGCUGGCUGUUAUUAAGGAGGGCUAUGGUGAUAUGGCAGUAUCAAACGCAGUUGGGUCCAAUGUUUUUGACAUUUUGGUAUGUCUUGGCUUGCCUUGGUUCAUUCAAACAGCCAUCAUACAACCCGGAAGUCACGUCAAUGUCAUCAGCAAAGGUCUGAUAUACUCUACCCUAUCGCUAUUCUCUACGGUUAUCUUCUUAGUGCUUGCAACACACGCCAAUGGCUGGAAACUGGAUCGCAAAUUUGGUGCAGUCCUAAUGGUAUGGUACUUACUUUUCAUCACGCUCGCCAGUCUCUACGAGUUGAAUAUCUUUGGAGACUUCCACCCACCAGACUGUCUUUCAACUUAUUAAGUCCAAAAGCCUCAUCCAAAACUUUUGAUUUUAGGCGAAAUGACUUGGCCGGUACCUAUGCGACAUCAUAUUCGUCCAUCUUACAAAUAACUAACGAGCGGCUACCGUCUAAUUGAAUUUUAAAUAUAAUUUAUAGACUAUAAUUUCACAAAAACCGUUAAACUGCUUGUGAAAUACACUUUAUAUUAUUUGAUGACAGCUCUAUAAAAAGUGGAUUGAGCACCUUUAUGCAGUCAAAUGAACGAUGUUAACAUGACACUGAGAACUAACUUUAUAUAUUUUUUGAUAUUGAGAAAGUGAUUUCAUUACAUAAAAAUACUCAUUAGAUAUUGAUUCUUUUAAACGACUUAUUAGUCAUUAAUAAUUGCAACCCCAUAUUUGUUUACACAACAAUUCACUAUUUAGAUAUGAGUUGUAUACGUAACAUACGGGCUAUAGUAAUUCAGUUCAAGUUAGGUAUAUACCAGCUUUGCGUGCUUGACGAUUCUAUGUAAGAAAAUACAUUUAGUAAUUAGUAAAUUUUUAAUUUGGUUAAAAGUGUUUGGGCAACAUCAAAUUUGAGCGUCUGUGUUUCACUUUUAAAAAAAAUGAAUUUAUAUAAACGUGUAUUGUCUACAAUAACAUUUUAUCGACAAUAAUAGUUAGUAAUUAUUAUUUGUUAAUGUUAAUUGUAAAACACAUAAAUUUUUGAAAUAUCAAUUUGAAAUUUAAUGUUUAACAAUUUGAUGUUUCUUUAGAGUAGUUAGUGUUCCCAUAUUAAUUGUAACCUAAACAUCCAUACAUACAUUGCUACAAGUUACGCGUUCUUAAUAGUAUAUAAAGUAAGAUCAAUCAUGUCCCUUAUCAAGUGGCAUAAGAUCCUGGAGCGACUGUAAAGAAUAACAUUUAUUUCACGUAGUUUUAAUAUGGGAACCGGUUAGAUAUUUACCUAUGUUCGCACAAAAUGAAGAGUUAUUUAUUUACACUACGAGACAAGAUAUACAGAACACACUCAGAAAUUAAUACAUCGACAAAAGACGAAUUAUAUUAUGCUAGCAGACAA
This is a messenger RNA of Pieris napi, 3323 nucleotides long. Its product is annotated as probable sodium/potassium/calcium exchanger CG1090. Gene Ontology annotation, cellular component: membrane. The transcript is spliced from 17 exons. NCBI's taxonomy places the organism in Eukaryota, Metazoa, Arthropoda, Insecta, Lepidoptera, Pieridae. The coding region runs from base 263 to 2281 and encodes 672 amino acids. The record is from RefSeq and is a predicted model, not a curated record. Gene Ontology annotation, molecular function: calcium channel activity; calcium, potassium:sodium antiporter activity. Gene Ontology annotation, biological process: intracellular calcium ion homeostasis; calcium ion transmembrane transport.